This is a messenger RNA of Xenia sp. Carnegie-2017, 1317 nucleotides long. RefSeq lists its product as uncharacterized. The record is from RefSeq and is a predicted model, not a curated record. NCBI's taxonomy places the organism in Eukaryota, Metazoa, Cnidaria, Anthozoa, Malacalcyonacea, Xeniidae. The transcript has 4 exons. The coding region runs from base 415 to 1065 and encodes 216 amino acids.
UUCACAGUAGUACCUUCACAGUAGUACAUCUAGUCGGGCUCAUUUUCAAAAGCGUGACUUGAAUUUUGAGCUUUCGAACUAUACGUUCGGAAAUCCUCAUAACUUACAUUACAAUGGCUUCGGCUAAUGAAAUCGAUAUUAUAAGUGAACUACAAAAGAAACCCUUUCCUGUUCGACAAUCAGGCGAGCAAAAUAUACUCGUAAGGCAGCGGCCAAUUCCAAAUUUACAAGCGACUACAGGCAAUAGAAGCUUUCAGGAAAGUUGGUACUCGAAGAAAGAUUGGCUUUGUGGUAGCUCAGAAAAGAAUGCAUUGUUUCGUUGGCCUUGUCUUUUAUUUUGCCCUGGAUCGUCAUCUUUAUGGACGCAGACGGCAUUCAAAAACAUGAAGAAUUUCUUAUUCGAUUGUAAGAAGCAUGAGAAGGCAAAAUCGCACAUGGGUGCCUACAAGACCUGGAAGACCUAUGGUUUUCAGCCAAGUAUCGACUGUCUCAUGUCACAAACUAGACGAAGAGAUUCAGCGUCAUAACGAGGAGGUUGAUGAGGCAACUGAUGUUUCUACCAAAGAACUAUUGAGUGUAAUUGUUCGAAUGGACAAAGGGGAAAGUGUCAUUGAAAGACAGCUUGGGUUUGUUGAUGUUAGUUGUGAUAGGACUGCAACUGCUAUAUCAUCAGUGGUUAAGGGUUGGGAUGAUGAAACGUUAAGUAAGGUUACUGGUUUACUUGGCUACCUUAAUGGCUUCUUGUUUUGUUUCUUGGUACAUGUUUUCCAGAGAAUUCUUGAGCAGUCAUCCAUACUUUAUUCUAUCUUGCAAGACAAGGACACUGACUUUCAUUAUGGAAUGAGUAGGUUUGAGAGAUUCAAGGCCUUUGUUGCUUCUCUGAGAAAUGAUACAGAAUAUUGUCAGGUGUACGACCUGGCUGUUGAGAAAGUGGGACCACCAGUAACCAGGAUUUCCAUUCACAAAGACAUACUGUCAGAGAAAGAAGACGCCAACACAUUGCAUGAUGAGGUAGUAAAGAAGUUCAUUGAAAAACCACGAAGACUUGCUUUCUUAUACAAAUAGGUAUUCAUAUAUGGCUGAUAGCAAGCUGAUGAUGUCUUACGUCCAUGGCAUGUGAGAAUUUUUCCGGGAACUUUUUAAUGCAGUCAAUGAUGAUUGUCAUUUCAGCACGACAAUUUCAUCACAACUUUUGAUAGUUGUUGAUGACAAAUCUGAGCCUUUUUCGGUUCUUUUGUCAAAGUUUCUUUACAAGAUGUACAUAGGUAUCUAUUUAUGUAUGUGGUGUUGAGAAAAUAAAUCACAUAUCUGCAACUA